This is a messenger RNA of Zingiber officinale, 1082 nucleotides long. RefSeq names its product probable xyloglucan endotransglucosylase/hydrolase protein 26. Gene Ontology annotation, cellular component: apoplast; cell wall. Gene Ontology annotation, molecular function: xyloglucan:xyloglucosyl transferase activity; hydrolase activity, hydrolyzing O-glycosyl compounds. The record is from RefSeq and is a predicted model, not a curated record. Gene Ontology annotation, biological process: xyloglucan metabolic process; cell wall biogenesis. The transcript is spliced from 4 exons. Lineage: Eukaryota; Viridiplantae; Streptophyta; Magnoliopsida; Zingiberales; Zingiberaceae. Bases 34 to 909 code for a protein of 291 amino acids.
AAUUUCAUAGACACAAGAGUCGAGGGACUGGCAAUGGCGAAAAUCCUGGGCAAUUUAGUCUUCGGAUUUGUUCUUCUCGUGGCCAUGGGGCAAGCCCUCGCAGACUUCAACUUCUACAGAGACAUGGUCUGCUACUGGGGACCUCGCAACUUGGCCGUGUGGAACAAUGGAACAAACUUGGCGCUUAACCUCAACAACGCCUCAGGCUGUGGGAUCAAAACGAGGAAGCAGUUUAUGUUCGGAAGCGUCGAGAUGCAAAUUAAGCUCGUCCAAGGAAAUUCUGCUGGCACUGUGACUACAUAUUAUGUGUCUUCGACCGGAGACAAGCACGACGAGAUCGAUUUCGAGUUCCUUGGUAACGUAUCGGGGCAGCCUUACAUCGUCCACACCAACAUCUGGGCUCGAGGGGUAGGAAGAAGGGAACAGCAGUUUUAUCUUUGGUUCGACCCAACUGCGGCCUUUCACAACUACACCAUUCACUGGAAUCCCACCCAAAUCGUGUGGUUGAUCGAUAGCAUCCCUAUUCGGCUUUUCAGAAACUACCAAAAGUAUGGAGUUGCGUAUCCGAACCAGCAAGCGAUGAAGGCCUACUCCAGCAUUUGGAAUGGCGACAGCUGGGCGACGCAGGGCGGGCGGGUGAAGAUCGACUGGAAGAGGGCUCCGUUUGCGGCGAGAUACCAGCAGGUGAAUCUGAGGAUUUGUCCGUGGUAUUCGCAGGGCAGCACUUCGCAGUGCUCGGCCAACACCCCUGCCAACUGGUGGACGGCUCCAGCCUACAGCAGGCUGAACUACGCGCAGCAGGGCCAGCUUAUGUGGGUGAGAAACAAAUACAUGAUCUACGAUUACUGCCGGGAUAGCAAGAGAUUCAAAGGGGCGAUGCCUCCUGAGUGCUCUCUGCCUUUGUACUAGCAGACGAUCGAGGAUUUCAUAUCGGAUUCCUGCUUUUACUUACAUUCAUGGCCGCCCGUGCCGACCAUUGCUACCCUUUUAAUUUGUUCGCUUAAAAAUUUUUCCAUUUUCUUUUUCUUAAUUAUUAUACCUGUUGAGUACGAAUAAAUUCUUGCAUUCCUUUUUCUUGUUCC